AGUUUCGUAUACUGUGUGGCAUGAUGUAGCCCCGUGCACAAAUUGUGGUGAAAAUGUUGAUUUGGUUUUCCUCCAUUUUCACUGCGUUGACGCAAAGGCAGCCAGUUGCACUCGCUUGCUUCUAGAGUGUGGCCACACCGAGUGGCUGUGCAGUUGUCUGGUUUUAUCACCCACAACUGGGUGUGACUGUUUUCGGCAUUUUUUCUUGUGUUUCUGCACUAACAAGUGGUUCACCACUUGUUGGAUCCUUGGGUGCGUUUCAACAAUGUCGUUGAAGCGCAAUGCCAUCAUUUUCCUCACCCUUCUCAUUGCGGUGGUUCCGCGGUCGGCUAACGCCUACAUGUCAUCAUCCGUGAAGGACCACUUCUUCUCCGACGCCCUCCUGCGUGAGCUGGUGGAUCGUAUGGGCAAGGAUUUGGCAGAUGCUGCUGAUUCCUACAUCGACCCAUUGCCCGUCAACGACCAGCUGGCCCUCAUGGCGCGCGCCUCGAAGGAUCUGGAGGCUGAGCAAAUGGACUACGAUGCCCUCCUCGAGGGCAAUCCGAGUCCAUCGCUCCGUGACCAGGAGUACCUUCAGCACAGCACCCUCUGGGGGCACCAGUACAUGUCUGGUGGCGCCGGCGAAGGUCCCCACCGUGUGAAGCCUCAAGUGAAGACCGAUGCAACCCUACCGGCGUACUGCAACCCACCCAACCCCUGCCCAGUGGGCUACACCGAAGAGCAAGGCUGCCAGGUGGAUUUUGAGAAUACAGCAGCCUUCAGCCGUGAAUACCAGGCUGCCCAGGAGUGCAUGUGCGAUGGUGAGCAUAUGUUCGACUGCCCCGGACAGGAUCAGGGUGAGCAGAAUCGGCAGAUGGAUUCGGACAUUGAGAGUUUCCUGGCACAGCAAUUCCACACGCAGGAGCACAAGAAUUUGGUGGCAAAGAAAUUCCACAGCAAGAAGUCUUACAACCCCUAUUUGGAGGGUGAAAAGCUCCCAAUUGCUGCAAAGAAGGGAAACGUGAUGGUUUACUAAAAAUACAAAAAAGGACGACCUGGCGACGAACUAUGGCUAUAGUCUAAUGGUACAAUCAGCGGUAGAAUUAAACCCUUAAUCCACAGGACAAGUAAAAAAUCUACUAAACCAAAAACAACACUAAACUAUGGUAACGACUUGUGCAAUAUUCAAAUGGACAAGAUGAUGUUAUUAAGAAAUCCCAAUGGAAAAAUAAUUUAAAUAAAAAUUAAUUAGUAGAUUAAACAGACUAUAUUAUGAUAAUGAAAAAAAACAUAUAAGAAUUAGGAUAUAGUGUUACAUAAAUAUAGAUGCAUUGUUUAAAUGUAAACGCAGCCAAUAUUUGAAGACCUCCUGUAUUAUGUACGUCGAAAAAUUAUUGUCUCUGAAUAAGAUGCUGAAUAGAGGUCACAAUUCCACUAAAAAAAUGAUAAAUUAUGACACUUAAUACAUAGCAAGUACAUAAGGAUAAAUAUGUUAUGCACUAUGCAAGACACAUAGUUACUAUAUGUAUGUCAAACACAUAAACAUGGAGAAUAGAUUAUUUGUAAAAAUAAAUAAAUAAAAAAAACAUCAACAGUGAGGAACAAAAACACAAAAGAGAAAACAUCUUUAUAAAGCAAAAAAAAAACAAGGAUUAUUGUCAUAGGUAUUAUAAGGAAAAAAAAAUGGUUAAAGAUGGAAGGUUUGAACGAUUUAGAAUGAAUGCGAAGUGAGUUUUAUUAAAUGAAAAAAAAAAUACAAAUUUGCUUUAUUGUUGUUUAGAAGAAAAAAAAAAACCAACACAAAAAACUUUUAAAAUUUGAGAACCAUACAAGGCAUGAGGUUAAUCUUUAUAUGUAAUAAGCUUUUAUGAAAACCCUGUGAAAUUUACAUGUUAUUGAAUUAAAUGUAUUUUAAACGCACCUUAAACUCUAUUAUAUGUGUCUAAAAAAAACCAGCAAGGCAUAUGCGAAAUGAUGCAACAAAAGCAUGCAAUUUGUUGCAGUUUGUGAAGAGACUUGUGUAGCUAAAUGAAAAUCAGAGGAAAGUCUAUCAGCAAGAAAGUAUAUCUUACAUAGUAUUUUAUGUGUAGUUGAGAGGCAUUUUGUAGUAAAAUAUAAGCCUCCAUAGAAUUUCCUUCCUUUUGGCUCGACUCGUUGAUUAUGGUCAACGUGCGUGCCAAAGGUAUUUAAAAAAAAAGAAAAACUGAAAAGUAAAAGAGAAGAAAGUGAAAUAAAAAAUGUAGUUUUAAUCAACAUAUCAAGUAAAAAAAGCUGAUAAAUUUUUUUGAUUAUAUCUUUUUAGAUUAUAUAUUUUCCACACACACGACUUAAAGAAAAAAACCAACAAGAAACAUACCAAAAAAAGACAACAAAGGAAUAGUAAAAAAAACUACCUAACAACUAAACACAAUCAUCGAUAUACACACACUUUUCGAACCAACUAAACAAUGACACAAAAAUCACCAUCAAUCAGUCAUUGGAUCCGUUGAAAAACAACAAGAAAAACUAUAUUAAAAGAAAAAAUAAACAUUUUCCUAAAAACGAGUUAUUUAAAAGAAAAAAAAUCAUAUAUACUUUAUGAAUGUAUUGAGAAGAAAGGAUUAUAUUCAAUAUUAUUGAGAUAUAAUAAUAAAUUAAAAAAAAAGAAAUUAAUCUCUAACAUAUGAUAAAGAAAAAAAUAUUAUAAUAUCAUAUAAUGCUUAAUAUAUUACUUACGAUGAGGCAUUUAUUUUAUAUGAAAUAUUCCAAAAAAAAGAGAAAUAUUGUGUAAUAAAUUUUCAGGUAUUUUUAGAACAUAAAAAAGCAGAGAAGUUAAAAAAAAAACGGAGAAAAGUUUGAGGAUAGAAAGAAAAACUUUAUUAGACAACAAGAAGCUUGUGAGAACCAUAUAGGAAGUAAAAAAAGAAAAAUUAGAGAAAAAGUAAAAGCCACUGAAAGAGUAUUUUUAAUGAAAAUGAAGAAAGAAAGAAAAAUUCUGUAAAAAUACUGCAAAAGCCAACCACUAAUGGUUGGAGAAUUUUCAUAAAUUAAGAUCCCCCGUAUGCGUGGCUCGAUUCAAUUGGAUGGUAAACAUCCAAUUGUAGAGACACUACAAGUAUUGUCAUUUGUGGUAUUUAUGUAAAUCUUAUGAUGGGUAGUCGAGUAAUAGAGCAAAAAAAAAGUAUAGAUUCUAAGGCAAUUCAUUGUAAUUGUGACAAUAGUGUAGAAUGAGAAACAUUUUUGCAUGGAAUUUUUUCCAAACAAUUUUCAAAUGGCGACACGCCAAGAAAUUCCACUGCAAAAUAUGUUGUGUUGGUUUUAUUAGAACAAACAUUGUAAGUCAUACACACUGAAAAAAAUAAGAAAUAAAAUUACUGUAAUCAACUUUAAGUCAUAGGCUUACACAAUUAGGUUUAAAAAUGAAGAAAAAAAAGACAGAAAAAAGGAAAUCCACACAAUAAUAUUCAAAAAAAUAUAUAUUUUUCCCAGUUUUUUCAUUUCCCAAAAACUGAAAAUGACAAAACACACAAAGUAUAACGAUCCCCUAAAUUGCUUUAGGAGCUAUAUAUAAUAAAAAAAAUACACAGAAAAAAAUCCAAAAGUAAAAACCAAAGGUUAUAGGAUAUGCAAAAAACAGAGAGUCUUAUAUUGUAACUCCAUUAUAUUUUCAUGUUAUAAAAAAAACUUUUAUUCCCUUAAGAAUUUAUUGUAAUAAUCUUAUUAUUAUGAUAGAAUAUAUAUUCCUAAUCUGCA
Lutzomyia longipalpis is the source of this 3711-nucleotide messenger RNA. RefSeq names its product neuroendocrine protein 7B2 (gene 7B2). The record is from RefSeq and is a predicted model, not a curated record. Gene Ontology annotation, biological process: neuropeptide signaling pathway; regulation of hormone secretion. The coding region runs from base 266 to 1015 and encodes 249 amino acids. Gene Ontology annotation, molecular function: enzyme regulator activity. NCBI's taxonomy places the organism in Eukaryota, Metazoa, Arthropoda, Insecta, Diptera, Psychodidae. Gene Ontology annotation, cellular component: secretory granule. The transcript has 3 exons.